Molecule: messenger RNA, 1153 nt
Organism: Sesamum indicum (sesame)
Lineage: Eukaryota; Viridiplantae; Streptophyta; Magnoliopsida; Lamiales; Pedaliaceae
Gene: PRA1.G2
Product: prenylated RAB acceptor 1.G2
Biological process (GO): vesicle-mediated transport
Cellular component (GO): Golgi apparatus; endoplasmic reticulum
Source: RefSeq, a predicted model, not a curated record
AGGGGCUUUCUAUGGAUUUGGUUUAAGCCCUCCAGAUAAUUUGGGCCUUCAGUCUCGGCCCAAUAAUUAGAAUAGAACCAGCAGCUUCAUCACCAGAUCACCUUAGUCUGGUGCACCUCACCCCAGAGGAUCAGCCCUCCAAAUUCGGAACCAACAACAUACUUGCCCAGCAGCGCUGCAGAUCGGGACGUUGAAGGAUCUGUCGGAGUUUGACCAAACUCCCUCCAAAGUCAAACCUAACAUCAAUCCCCAAAAUGCCCUCCACCCGCUCCGCCACCGCCGCCCCUCCAGCAACAUACACCACAAUUCCAAUCUCCGGCCUGGACGUGAUCUCCCGCUCGACGCAGAACCUCUCCGCCUGCCUCUCCAGAUGCCGUCCAUGGCCGGAGUUCCUGGCCACCACAUCCGCCCUCGAUUUUCCCCACUCAAUCUCGGCCGCAUACCUCAGAUUCCGCCGCAACGCCACCUACUUUUCAAUAAAUUACGCGAUAAUCGUCACGGCCUGCGCCGCCAUUUCCCUUAUUGGCUCGCCGAUUGCGCUGAUAAUAAUCGGCUUCGUGUUCUUCCUGUGGCUGAUUCUCCACUUCUUCCGAGAAGAUCCGUUAUUGAUCUGGGGACACCAGGUCAGCGACUGGGCCGUGAUUCUAGGGCUUGUUUUAAUAACAGUCGCGGCUCUCUGGAUUACAGGUCCCUUGAAUAGUCUCUCAAUUGGCAUUGGGGCGGGGCUGUUGAUAUCUGUCGUCCAUGGAGUGUUGAGAAAUCCAGAAGGGCUAUUCCUGGACGAAAACGAAGCCGCUUCGGACGGGUUGAUUAUCUCUAACACAGCUGCUCCAAAUUCUCGCACUGGUGGAACUUCAUUCAAUCCGCCGUUGUAAAUAACACACAUGAAAUUGACCUUUUUCUUCGAAUUCCGUUUAUUUUUUUUUUAUCAUUUGUGUGGAUAUGAAUGAUUGUUUGGAGUGAUGAGAAAUCUGACUUGAAUUGGAUUGAAGAAUGCGAUUUUGGGAAGAAAUCGUUGAUUGUACUGUAUUUAUCUUGCGAUUUUCUUGUUUUCUUUCUCUUGUGGAAGUGAGUCAUGUCAUUUCUUUGUUGCUCGCUUGUAAUUCGAUUUUUGGAGUGUAGAUUUAUUGGAAUUUUGCUGGUUUUGUUGUUA